Messenger RNA from Amoebophrya sp. A25, 1361 nucleotides. The record is from the annotation of a GenBank genome assembly. NCBI's taxonomy places the organism in Eukaryota, Dinophyceae, Syndiniales, Amoebophryaceae.
AGGCGCUGGAGGCAAAAGCGAUCUCGUUCAUCUGUUGAUGACGAUGGAGAUCCCUUGGCUUUACAUGCUUUAUUUUGGUCAUCCUCCUAGGUUUCUCGUGGCUGUCAAAAAAACUUGAAUGAAGUUGGAUAGGACUACUUGUUGAGUUUGAUUACCUUCUAGUAUUCCAUCCAUUGCCUUAGUUUUCUCCUUAGAGUGAGCACAGAAGUAUUUCGAUUCAUUUAGUCUCGACAAAAAAUGGGUGCCCAGUGGAGUAGUAUCGUUCACGGUCUGGCCCUCGAGGACUACCUGCCGCCGGAGACUGCAGAUGCUCUCGCCAUUAGUACAUUCUUUCAACCUAUGGAUUGUAUCUCUGAUUUCACCCUUCUAAGUUGGACCUGGAACUCAAUUUUUAAGUCCAAUUGAAGUUUACUAGAUAGAUCACUAGCUACACCUACAAAAUAAGUUUGAUGCAUUGAUUUUCAAAAUUUCAGUGUACUUCAAGACGAAGCGAGUGUUCCGUACGGCUUACUGGCUCGGCGGACAAACCUGCUGGAUCAUGAGUACAGGCCUUCUAGUCCUAGUCGCGCCGGCCUUGGCAGAAUUUGAUAGGGAGUGUUCGCAUUUCGAGCUUACCGCUGCACUUCAGGCGGCACAAAUGCAGCAGCAACAAAUGGGCGCUCCUAUGUAGGACGUGUGCUGUCGUCUGGCUCGGUUCUGCGUGGAGAACGAACAAGCUGAACGACAUAUAUCCAGAACCAAGGACAUCACUGUACCUUUUGGAGCAAAAUCAGCUGCCAGCACGAAGACGUGGAAACCCCACUAAACGCUGCGGUUUUUUCAUACAACUGUUCUCUGACAUUCUUGAUUCUCGUCGACUGUCCCUCACAGCAUCUUCUCCGGAGAAGGAACCCUCUGCGUUGAAGAUGAAAAUCUGAAUGAGCAAGCCUUUGCGCACCUGCGGUUAAAAAAACAUGGGUGGUACGAUGACUUAACUGCGCUCGUUGAGGCAAACGGAAAAUUGACGAUAGUUACACGGCUCACUGUCGCGAAAAACUUUCUUCAGUUUCUUGAUUAAUAUUCUUAUGCUGCAAGCAAACACGUAAGUAGAAUCAAUCCGCCUGAUUUGCUGAGGCUGAAUGAAAUUCAAGCCUUGUUCCGAGGACUUGGUCGUGCAUGUUGAUGCAGUUUGGAUAGUUUCGCGGAGUGACCAUAGCGCCACGCAUUUUCAUGGAUCCGUCUACCCACAUCAACAACAAGUUUUCGUCUACCCACGACUUCUGUUGUACAAGCACAGAGACUAAGACAAGUAGAACAUCGGUCGGAAAGGGGACAAACCUACUGCAUGCGCAGGAAAAAUUGCAAUAUGCUAUGUAUCUCCG